Molecule: messenger RNA, 2196 nt
Organism: Psammomys obesus (fat sand rat)
Lineage: Eukaryota; Metazoa; Chordata; Mammalia; Rodentia; Muridae
Gene: Cmtm3
Product: CKLF like MARVEL transmembrane domain containing 3
Exons: 6
Coding region: 127-717 (196 amino acids)
Cellular component (GO): membrane
Source: RefSeq, a predicted model, not a curated record
GGGAGGGGUUGUGAUCAGACGAUAGAGGAGUAGGAAUGGUCGGAGGGGCAUUGUGGUUCGAAGCGGGUUUCCGCUUCCCUCCAGGGCGCUGGGUGAGGCAGUGAGGUUCGACGAGGUAGAGCCGCUAUGUGGCCCCCGGACUCAGAACCGGAGCCCGAUCCAGAAUCCGCGGACGGCCCCCGAAGUGGCCGGACGGUGCCAGGGCUCCGCGCCCUGUUGCCCGCACGCGCCUUCCUCUGCUCUCUCAAAGGCCGCCUCCUGCUGGCCGAGUCGGGUCUUUCAUUCAUUGCCUUCAUCUGCUAUGUGGCGUCCUCAGCAUCUGCCUUCCUCACGGUGCCUCUCCUGGAGUUCCUGUUAGCGGUUUACUUCCUCUUUGCUGACGCCAUGCAGCUGAAUGACAAGUGGCAGGGUUUAUGCUGGCCCAUGAUGGAGGCCAGAGGUGUGGACACACCCCUCUCUCCUCAGGACUUCCUGCGCUGUGUCACCGCUGCCCUCAUAUACUUCGUCAUCUCCAUCACCGCUGUUGCCAAAUAUUCAGACGGGGCUUACAAAGCAGCUGGCGUUUUUGGCUUUUUUGCCACAAUUGUGUUCGCAAUUGACUUCUACUUGAUCUUUAAUGAAGUGGCCAAAUUCCUCAAGCAAGGAGACUCUGGGAACGAGACCACAGCGCAUAGGACAGAAGAAGAGAAUUCCAACUCGGACUCAGACUCUGACUGAAGGCCUGUCUACACCUGGCGACCAGAGCCAUUCGGCCCCUCCACCCAUACUUUCCUGAUGGGGCUCCAGGAGCAUAGCAGGGGAUGCCCAGGGGAGAGCAGACUGAGGAGCCAGGCUCUGGAGAUUACACUCCUGAGGCCUCACUUUCACACCUGGCUGUGUUGGCUUGGCACUGCUGACCCGCACGGUGAAUAUCCUACCUUCUGAUUCUGCCCUGAAGACCUGGAGCCCUUUAAGCUCGCCGCCCACACAGAAGCCCAGCUGAAACGGAGCCAAUCACUGCAGUUCAUGUGGCAGCACGGGGCAGGCUGGGGCCUUUCACUAACAAGGACUAACAAAACCUUAAGCAGGCUGGGCCACCAGCCCCAGUGGGCUCUGUGUGGAGUGCUCCUGUUCACACCUGCACUUUGUUAAAAUGACUUUCAGGAAUUUUUGUUCAAGAAGUUUCCCUCCUCACUGUGAAGCAGAGAAAAACCUAGGUAGCCAACCUAGUCUUCCAUUAUGGGUCUGAGACCUUUUCAGAAAAGAGCCCAAAGAUUUGUUUAUUGGGGCCAACCAGUACAGUGGCAGUGACCAAGUCACAAGUGGCUGGGCAGGCCCAGUCACUCUCCUCCUGGGGACGCUAAAAGACAGUGUUUCCUCUGGACACUUGGGCAGGUCCGUAGUGACGUGGGCCUUCUCUUUGUUUACUUGGGGGCUGAUACUUUCUAUGUGUCUUUAUCGGUGUUUUCUAACUUUUUUUUAAAUAUUUUUUUUAAUACAAAAGCAAUGUAAUGAAUGGCAUUUUCUGUGACCCAAGAGGCCCCCAAAAUAAGCCAGACUUCUGGGUCCAUGCUUUGGGCAUUUGUAACCUUAUUAUCUUGCAUGUGAAUCCCCUCCCUGUAAGAAUGCCACAAUAGAUUAAAACAAACUGACUACAUGCUUGGAGUGUGCCUGACUGAGAAACCCACCCACUGCCUGCAGAAACACCGGGCAGUUACUGCCUGUUUCAAUACAGGCAGACACAGUGAGUGUGUGCGUAUCCGCUCCCGCAUCAUGGGAAGGCAGUAGUUACUCUUCAGUGAGCAUCAGGGUGGCGGCGUGCACCCUCUGCUGGUGCCUUUGCUCAGUCCUGCAGCCAAGGUGGUAAAGGUAAGCACACCCUAGUUAAGUUGGUGUCUGGUAGUAGCCAAAACCUGGGGCUUAGUGGUUUGGAAACUAGUAGAGCAAGGGCCCUCAGCUCAGCUGCCACAAGGAUCCUAGUCAGCAUUCUGGUCACUGUCACUGAAAACGUGUGGAUGGGCAGAGGCAGAGGCAGAGGCUGUGCAGUGCUCUGUAGCCUGGCCAGUUGGCACUUCUACGGUCUGCUUUCAGCCUGUGGCUUGUGGCUCCCCCAAAGAGCAAGCUUGUUGCAGAAGUGGAAUCCAAAGCCUUUGGAGAGACAGAAGAGACUAAAGCAUUUUUUAUAUGUCCAUUUAUUAAACAACUCCUUCAUGACAA